Messenger RNA from Bufo bufo (common toad), 1486 nucleotides. It is a transcript of the gene BPGM, whose product is annotated as bisphosphoglycerate mutase. NCBI's taxonomy places the organism in Eukaryota, Metazoa, Chordata, Amphibia, Anura, Bufonidae. The record is from RefSeq and is a predicted model, not a curated record. Gene Ontology annotation, molecular function: intramolecular phosphotransferase activity. Gene Ontology annotation, biological process: glycolytic process. Bases 228 to 1007 code for a protein of 259 amino acids. The transcript is spliced from 3 exons.
GAGCAACUAGGUCACAGCAGACUGGCGGGGCUGCAGAAACCUGGAGGAGGGGGAAGCAGUCCUGCAGCAGCAGAGCUGCCCUCAGUGCCCUGCACAACAACAACAACAACAACCCCCGCUAUCCUCCUGUGCAGCAGCCUGGACUGACCGUAAGCGGCAGCACCUGCAGGAGGUGAACACCUUCAAUCAUAUCUUCUACCCUGGAGAAUUAAACUACAAAACCUAACAUGUCCAAAUAUAAACUUGUAAUGCUGAGGCAUGGUGAGGGUGCCUGGAACAUUGAGAACCGAUUUUGUAGUUGGGUUGACCAAAAGUUGAGCGAGGAUGGACUUCGAGAAGCUGAGAUGUGCGGAAAGCAUUUAAAAUUUCUGGGAUUUGAGUUUGACCUGGUCUACACGUCAAUCCUGAGCCGCUCCAUCCAAACAGCUUGGCAUGUAAUGCAAGAACUUGGGCAAGAAUGGGUCCCUGUUCGGAGUUCGUGGCGGCUCAAUGAGAGACAUUACGGGGCGCUCAUUGGUCUCAACCGAGCUGAACUGGCACUGAAUCAUGGAGAAGAGCAGGUUAAGAUCUGGAGGAGGAGUUAUGAUGUCCCCCUUCCGCCCAUAGAUGAGAGCCAUCCUUAUUAUCAGGAGAUUCAUACAGAUCGAAGGUAUAUGUGUUGUGACAUACAAAAAGACAAAUUGCCAAAAUCUGAGAGUUUGAAGCAAGUUCUGGAAAGGCUCCUUCCCUACUGGAAUGAGGAGAUUGGACCUGAAAUCAAAAAAGGGAAAAGUGUUCUGAUAUCUGCACAUGGAAACAGCACAAGAGCUAUAUUAAAACAUUUGGAAGGGAUCUCGGAUGAUGAUAUAAUAAAUAUUUCACUUCCCACUGGUGUUCCUGUCCUGCUUGAACUGGAUGAGAACCUGCGGGCUAUCAAGCCUCAUGAAUUUUUAGGUGACCAACAAGCUAUUCAGGCUGCCAUAAAGAAAGUGGAAGAUCAAGGCAAAGUUAAACCUGCUGAUAAUUAACAUUUUCUCCUGAUAUCUCUACUCCUUGUGAGGUAAAGGUGUAGUCCAGAAUUCUAACAACUGCUCCACCUCUGUCCACAGGUCAUGUGGGGUAUUGCAGCUCAGCUCCAUUUAUUUCAGUGGAAAUGAGCUGCAGUAUCGGAGACAACCCAUAGACAAACGUGGGACUGUUUUUGGAAGAAGGCAGCCAUGUUUUUCUAAACCUGUACAAUAACCAGUGGUGCUUCACAGUAAAUAGCUCCUGAUUUGUAGCAAGCAAUGUAAAUAGAUGUCCUCUUGUUGGCACACAAAUGUUAAAUCCAUUUUUUUUACAUAUAUAUUGGAAAAUUAUAAUGUGUAGUGGGAAUUCCCAUAAUUUUUUUUUAAUAACGGGCACUUAAAUGCCAACUUGAUUUUUGCACCUUAUAAUGUACCUAUACUUUCAGAUAACUUUCCAGAAUAAGCUGCCAUGUGUAUAUACAUAAGCGAUGGCACUAUAU